AUGCUAAAAAUCAAGGCCCAUUCAUUCGAUACCCAGUUUGAAGAAAAAUCUCUCCCUCGGGGAAUCGAACCCCGGUCUCCCGCGCUUAUCGGUAUUAAUGACAAGCGGAAAUCAUCACCACUAGACCAAGGAAGAUGCGAUGGUCGAGUUACUGCUCGGCCACUUGGCUGGUUGAUGGAAGGUGCGGCACAUUAUGGCUUUAUGAGCAAAAUCUUAGACCGAUCCUCCCAAAAACACAAUAAUUGUCGAAGUUUCGAUCAACAAUUUAUUUAA
This is a messenger RNA of Penicillium hordei, 273 nucleotides long. RefSeq lists its product as uncharacterized. The transcript has 2 exons. The record is from RefSeq and is a predicted model, not a curated record. Bases 1 to 273 code for a protein of 90 amino acids. Lineage: Eukaryota; Fungi; Ascomycota; Eurotiomycetes; Eurotiales; Aspergillaceae.